This is a messenger RNA of Anarrhichthys ocellatus (wolf-eel), 1768 nucleotides long. It is a transcript of the gene rrm2b, whose product is annotated as ribonucleotide reductase M2 b. The record is from RefSeq and is a predicted model, not a curated record. NCBI's taxonomy places the organism in Eukaryota, Metazoa, Chordata, Actinopteri, Perciformes, Anarhichadidae. Gene Ontology annotation, cellular component: cytosol. The coding region runs from base 106 to 1155 and encodes 349 amino acids. Gene Ontology annotation, biological process: deoxyribonucleotide biosynthetic process. The transcript has 9 exons. Gene Ontology annotation, molecular function: ribonucleoside-diphosphate reductase activity, thioredoxin disulfide as acceptor.
GGGUUUAACCAACAAAGCUACACUCACACACUCAAUGACAUGAGACGGACUACAAGCCGGAAGAAACGAAUUCUCAACACCGAAUGACUUAAGACUUCUCAGGAAAUGGACGUGAUCAAUUUAGAUUUACGAUCUGAUGACCUUCAAGAGUCGAAAGACCCAGACUCCCCAAAUGUGUCCGAGAAAGAGGAGGAACCUCUGCUCCGGGAGAACCCCAGACGGUUCGUCGUGUUCCCCAUCCAGUACCCCAAGAUCUGGAAGAUGUACAAGCAGGCACAGGCCUCGUUCUGGACGGUGGAGGAGGUUGAUCUGACCAAAGACUUGCCACACUGGGAUGGUUUGAAACCUGAGGAAAAACACUUCAUCUCCCAUGUCCUAGCCUUCUUUGCUGCAAGUGACGGCAUCGUCAAUGAGAACCUGGUGCAGAGGUUCUACCAGGAGGUUCAGGUCCCUGAAGCUCGCUCGUUCUACAGUUUUCAGAUCCUCAUAGAAACUGUUCAUUCAGAGAUGUACAGCAUGCUUAUCAACACUUAUAUCAGGGAACUGAAAGAGAGGGACUAUUUAUUCAAUGCCAUUCAGACGAUGCCUUGUGUGAGACGAAAAGCAGACUGGGCCCUCCAGUGGAUAAAUGACAGCAAAUCCACAUUUGGGGAGCGGAUUGUGGCUUUUGCGGCAGUGGAGGGCAUCUUCUUCUCUGGCUCAUUCGCUGCCAUCUAUUGGCUCAAGAAGAGAGGAUUAAUGCCCGGCCUUACCUACUCCAACGAGCUGAUUAGCAGGGAUGAGGGCCUGCACUGUACCUUUGCCUGCCUGCUGUUCAGCUACCUGGUGUAUAAACCAUCAGAGGACAGGGUGAAGGACAUCAUCACCAAAGCUGUUAGCAUUGAGCAGGAGUUUUUGACAGAGGCCUUGCCAGUGGAUCUCAUAGGAAUCAACUGUUGUCUGAUGAAGCAGUACAUCGAGUUUGUGGCCGACCGGCUUCUCGCUGACCUCGGACUGGCAAAGGUAUACCAAGCGGAAAAUCCAUUUGACUUCAUGGAGUCCAUUUCACUCGAGGGGAAAACCAACUUCUUUGAGAAACGAGUAGCAGAGUAUCAGAGAUUUGGGGUGAUGUCGAGCAUGGAAGACUGUGAAUUCACUCUGGAUGCAGACUUCUGAAAUGGAGACGACAUACUGUUGCGCAAUAUUUAUAUCUAUUCAUUUACUUUGAGCAGUUACUGUCAAAAGUCUCUUUUCAAUACUAUCACAGUAUUACAAUGGACAAAUGAAUGGAUGACAGGUUAAAGCUUUUAAAGGGAUUGAGAACUAAACCUGGACUUAAUUAGCAGCCAAUACAGUUUGCAAAGUGAAACGGAGUAAACAAAUGGAUCCUUCAAGCCCUUCUCAUGGCUGUUUUUCUUUUUACCAUUACAAUGCAGAUAUGUAAAUAACAUAAAACACAAGUUUUGGUUAAAUAUAAAUAUCUUGAUUCUGAUGUACCCAAUUGGAUAUUUGAAGUGGCAAUCUCAAAGAUUAUUUAAAUACAUGUCUAUGCUAUACACAAAAUGGUGAUUGAAAAAUGCUGUUCUGUUUAAUUGUAUUGUACACACACAACAAAUAGAAAAAUCUCAAAUAUAAUUUUUAAAUCAAGCAAGACUGAAAUCUUAAGGAUUGCCACUUUAAUAUCUACAAUAUAUUUUAUCAAGUCUGCAGUUCUGGCAAUGGGUUGUUUUGUCAUUUUGUAUGUACAUUAAAAAUGUUUUUAUCGUAAUUAAAUAGUAUUUGUGAUGAA